AUGGCGGGCGCUGAAUACUCGACGUCGUCCUACAUCGCCCACGACCUCAAGGGCCUCCCGCGCAGCUACAACCUCAUGAAGCGGUUUACGAUGGUGCCCGGCACACGAGGCAGAGCGGCCCACAGAGUUCCUCCGCAGGCGAGUUACGCUGCACCAACGAAGUCAAAUCGUCAGCAGGAACAGCGCGGGAGUCCAGGCGGAGGUGGUAGCGGAGGUGGGCAGUCAACAAAGGACGUCGAGGAGAAGAGGUCGACGCAGGACAAGUGCCGACGAGGUGGUGGUCGACGGCGGGAGUGCUGGAUCUGCGGCGACCCCGACCAUCUCUCCUUCGAGUGCCCCGACCGCGAUGACAACGACGAGGACAACAACAAGGGAGGCCGCGGUCGAUCGGCCAGUCGUCGCCCCCGUCGAGAUGAGAAGCCGCGCAAGGAAAAGCAGGCGUCGAAGAAGACGUCAUCGACAAAGGACGUCGACACCUCCAGCGGCAAGAGCCGAGACAAUGGGGAGGCGUCGUGCUCGAUGGUCGGCGUGGUGGAGCCGAUGGUCUUGCUGGCGCCGGAGGCUGGUGAGGACUUCCAGGCGGUGGCGGCAGCUGUGCAGGCCAACCCAAUGGUGGUGCUGCUCGACAGCGGGUGCUUCCACGAUCUAAUGGGGACGAAGGCAGUCUUUGCCGACAUGGCGCCGAGCGACAGAGUGAAGCACAUACGUGGAUUCAACGGGGCACUGCAGCUUGUCAAGGGUCGCGGAACCGUUGCUCUACAAGGGGAGGAAGGGAAGCAAGUCCUCAUCCCCGACGCGCUCUACGUUCCGGGUGUACAGGGGAACCUGCUGUCAGCUGGCCAACUGAAGGAGAGCAGAGUGCAAUUGCAGGGCGACGGCGACGGGAUGCUGCUCGUCACAGUGACCGGGGAGGUGGUGGCUCUACGGACGAUCGUCUCUGCGACGGCGUCGACCCCUGACUGGUUGCAUGCGAGGCUUGCGCACGUCGGCGUCGACACGAUUAAGAGCUCGGCAAAGCAUGAAGUUGCUGUUGGGCUCGACAUCAUGCCGUCGACCGGAGCAGACCCGCCGCGUGUCUCGUGCGUCAGAGGAAAGCUGGCGCGGCACACCUUUCCCAACAAGGGCUCGGACGCCAAGGAGGUACUGGCUGUCAUGCACAUUGACUUGUGCGGGCCAUUUCGGGUGGCUGCCAAGGAUGGCAGCUUGUACUUCCUGCUGCUGAAGGACUGCCAUACUUGGUUCGUGUGGACAAUGCCGGUCGCUAAGAAGAGCAAUGUGCUGCGGGAGUUCCAGAAGUGGCUGGGCUGGGAGGUGCUCGACCUGACCGACAACAAGGUGGUCACGUCGGUCGAGGUGAUCUUCUACGAGACGCUAUCGCUGGAGGUGUGGAAGGCGACGUAUGGGCCGGCGUCGGGGCGGACGCAGGCACACUCGCCGACAGACACCUCAACGUCGACGAUUCCGCUGCUCACCGAGGUCAACGAGCCUGUGGAUGAUGAUGUUGUGGAGGUUCUUCCACCUACCCCUGUCCUUGCUCCUCCCUCCCUCGUCGCAGAUCGGCCUGCGUCGACACCUGUGUCGGCCACCGGCGAUGAGGGGAGCCGUGAGGCAUCGCCUGUGGUGCCGGCCAGUGGCAAUGCCGGCGGUCGACAAGGCGCCAAGCUCGUUGACCAGGAUGGGAAGGUGUCGACGACAGGGGAGCACCAAAUAGGGGAGCCGGUUGAACAGGAGGCAACAGAAGGGGUGCAGUCGACAGGGGAGCAGCAGCCGGGGCAGUCGAUAGGGGAGCUGUCGAAGUCAGCAGUAGGCGAGCAGCUGGUCGAAGGGUCGAAGCAGCUGGUCGACGACGAGGACGUUGACGAGGAAGGGGAGCAGUCGGCGGGUGAGGAGUCCACCGACAGCGACGUGGUGGAAGUGCAGAUAACGAAGCCUGAGCUGCGACGCACAGGUCGAGCUCGACGGCCACCGGAACGGCUGAGCUUCCACGCCUGCCUACCGCCAGAUGCCUUCACCACAGUGUACAACAAGGUCGACGACGACCUGUUGUACGACGACACCGAUGAGGAUGAAGACCCGCCGAAGCUCGAACUCGACGUGCAUACCGACCCCAAACACCACUGGGACAUCGCCACGAUGACAGUGAAGGAGGCGCUGUCAAGCUCGAAGGGCGAGGCUGUGAAGGCCGCCAUGAAAGAAGAGAUUCCCAGCCUCAUCGGUAUGGGGACUAGGGAGCUGGUCGAACGCCCACGCGGGGUGAACAUCAUGAAGAACCGGUGGGUGCUGACGACCAAGUACCGCAUCGACAACACCGUCGAGCGCGAGAAGGCAAGGCUGGUCGUGAAGGGCUUCACGCAGGUGUACGGUGCUGACUACGACGAGACAUACUCGCCGGUCAGCAGCUACGUCACGCUGAGGAUCUUCCUCAGCAUCCCGGACUACUUCAACGACGGGACCGGCCGGGUGUGUAAGCUGCUGAAGAGCCUCUACGGGCUGAAGCAGUCGCCGCUGCUGUGGUUUAGAGCUCUCGACAGUGUGCUGCUGGGCGCUGGCUGGAAGAAGAGCCAGGUCGACGAGGCGCUCUACUUCAAGGACGGCAACGACAGAAUGACCUGCUGGGUGCUGGUCUAUGUCGACGACCUGCUCACCGCCAGCAGCAGCACCGCGAUGCUGAAGGAGCUGAAGGAGCUGCUGGUGGCCGCCUUCGAGCUGCGAGAGAUCUUAACGGUGGUGAAUUACCUUGGGCUGGAGAUCGUGCGCGAUAGGCCGGCAAGGAAGCUGUGGCUUCACCAGCAGGGCUACGCCAACAAGUUGCGCAGGCGGUUCAUCGACAAGGAGCAGGGCGAUCGAGUCCCGAAGACGUCGGUCUUGGUCGACACUUAUGCAGAGCUAACGUUCGACGACGAGGAGGCCUAA
Messenger RNA from Closterium sp. NIES-65, 2913 nucleotides. NCBI's taxonomy places the organism in Eukaryota, Viridiplantae, Streptophyta, Zygnematophyceae, Desmidiales, Closteriaceae. The record is from the annotation of a GenBank genome assembly.